Molecule: messenger RNA, 711 nt
Organism: Cladophialophora yegresii CBS 114405
Lineage: Eukaryota; Fungi; Ascomycota; Eurotiomycetes; Chaetothyriales; Herpotrichiellaceae
Exons: 1
Coding region: 1-711 (236 amino acids)
Biological process (GO): cilium assembly
Source: RefSeq, a predicted model, not a curated record
AUGGCAUGUCGAUUGACUAAGAACGACUCGAGUGUGUUGGCGGCUCUGUUCGACCCAGAAUCGUCGUUAACUUGCGCUGUCGAAACUGACGACAAUAUCUCAACAUCUUCGUCGCCAAGCAGACUGAAGCUGCUCCAGGAACAAGAAGUCUUUGCCCUCAAAUCAACAAACCACGACCAACCUCAACCGGGCGAGAUCGAACUUGCAAUAUCACGAUUGACAGCCAUCAUCGAAAGCGAACGCCUCUAUGCAUCAGCAUGGAACAAUAGAGCACAAGCACGCCGGAUGCUCAUCACCGACGAAAAGCUGUCGCAAAACCCAUCAUGUGUAGCUGAGAUUUUCAAAGACCUUGCUCAAGCUAUAUUAUUGACAACCCCGACAAAAGCAAAUAUGGCGGUUUCUAUCAUGGAUGCGAGAACCCUCGCAUCGGCACAUACCCACAGAGGCUAUCUGCUGCUCCUAGCAAGCAAGUCGGAGGAGAACCGGAAAAUGCUAGCGAACGUGCCAGGCCUGGGGCAACUAUCCAUACAGGACCUGGAGGAAGCCGCCAGUCGUGAACUUGCAAAGGGGGGACGAUAUGGCAACGAGAGGGCCCGCCAGCUUGCGGUCAAGACUAAUUCAUACGCCAAGCUGUGCGGAUCCAUAGUCAGGGAAGCGAUAACGAAGGAGAUUUCGGACUUUUACCACCUACAGGUCGACCUGGCGGGUUAG